Molecule: messenger RNA, 2943 nt
Organism: Argiope bruennichi
Lineage: Eukaryota; Metazoa; Arthropoda; Arachnida; Araneae; Araneidae
Exons: 1
Coding region: 1-2943 (980 amino acids)
Source: RefSeq, a predicted model, not a curated record
AUGAAAAGAAUAAUUUCUGUCAAAGUAUCACCAAUUUCCGAAUUCCGAUCUCAAAGUGACUUAGCAAAAUGUAAAUUCUCCAAUCUCACCCUUUCUUCCAAAAUUUCUGAAGUUUAUAAAACCAAAAGAUUGAGUCAAGAAAUAAUAAAUGUGAACUAUGGAAUUAAUGAAUAUUACUCAACUAAAGCAGAGAACAGUGUUUUACCCACAGUUAAAAAAAAUGCGAAUUAUAAAGCAUGGUGGGAAAAUGGAGAAAAUGUAAAUAGUUCUAUUUCUAAUCUACACAGAGAUAAUUCUAGUUUUGAUUCUAAACAAUCUGAACUUAAUUAUAAUGAAUUUGAAGCAGUCCUAAUAAAUUCACCAUCCAUGGAUGGCAACAACGUUAUACCUUUCGCAUUUCAAAUUCUUGAUGACAAUUUAGAAUCCGAAACUCCUGAAGAAAAGAACGGUAUAAAUUUUCUAGGAACAUUUUCUGACGAUUCUAAGCAUGAAUCAGAACUUGAUGAUUUUUGGAAAAAUCACGAGAAUCAAAACGCAAUCAAUAGCUCAGAAACAUCGACCAAUUUAAUUAAAAGAGCUGAAUACGUAAUUCCUAUUUCCAAUUUCAAUGCUUGUCAUAAGAGCAAUGAAAACUCACAUAGCGAGAGACCGUCAGUUGGUCCUCUUUUGAUUAACAUAAAAACUUAUGGAAAGACCUCAGAAACAGCUAAUACAUAUGGAUUUAACAACUUUGAAACUGCGUCUAAAUGCGUGGAAUUUACAAAUAAAAAUCACACACAGAUUCUGAGGGAAUCCAAUUCAAUAUUUAAUCAAUCUACCAACAAUCUAGGAAACAUGCCAAAUUGUAACUAUCAAGAUAGCUGUAAGAUUACUGUUGGUAGAAAUUUAUCUAAAGCUAAACAUUCUUCCACAAAUAAAAAUAUAUCAGAGCAAUUUAAUAGCUUUCAGCAACAUACAGGAAGAAGCAAAGUGAAAACAGUUUCUAUUCAGAAAAGCUCAAUUAUGCUAACACAAAAAUGUGAAAAGACAUCAGACUAUAAAUACAGAUGUCUGUUAACAAAUGCUGAAAGGAAAAAGUGCAAGGAUGUGAAAGCAGCAUGCGAUUCCGAAUCUGAAGAAGAAUUUUUCAUUCGAAUUCCUCUUAUGAAGCGCAAAACUCGAAGCUUCUGUUGCCAUGAGAAGAAUUGUAAAAGUAAGAAUAGGAGUAGAUUCCCUAAGAACGAAUGUAGUUCUAAAAAGAAAGGAGAGAAAAGAAAUAAAAAUAGUUUGAUGGUUAAUAAAAGCAGUGUUCUAACUUCAAAUACCUAUUCCAAUUGUAUUAUACUUAAUAAAGAUAAAGCUAAUAAAUUUGAAGAGACUAUUUUACAAAAACAUUUAACAGAUAGUCACGAAGCAGAGCAGAAAGCACAAGCAUCUUGUUCUAAAGUCCAUUCAAGUGGUCUACUUUCUAGAACACUUGUAGAAAAUCGACAUCAGAAGUAUAAUAAUGAGAAUAAUCGUAAAUUGGCGCCUAGCGGAGGAAGCAAUAAACGCUCUUUCAACUUUCAUAAACUGGAAAGUAAUAAAUCAAAAAAGCUUGGAAUUGGUGAAGAAAACUGGAAAUAUGGUAAAGGUAAAAAUUUUGAAUGCGGCAAUCUUGUAAGAACAGUUAAUAGAAAAGAGCUGAGACCACUAGUAGAUUUUGUAGCUGUCGAUGAAAUUUCAAAAGUAAAUACAAAAGAAAAAUUGGCAAAAUUUAAUCUAGGAAAUGAUAUGAUUACCGCUCUAUAUGGGACAUCAAAUGAUGAAAAUGAAUCUUUUGAAAACAAACCUCAAAGUACGCCACGGUAUUCAGCAAACAGAAACGAAAACAAUUCAUUUAUGAAAAAUGCGUCUUUAAAAUGUGCGUAUGAAAACGAUCAGAGAUUGAAUCCGGGGCAUCAUAACUUUAGAAAUAAUUGUGAAAGUUCUAUGCAUCAUUCUGGGCAAUUCAGAGAAGAAGUAGAAAAUGUUACUUAUGAAAAAUAUUUGGCAAACUUUUCAACGGAAAUUAAUAAUUUCCAAGAAACUUUAAAAGAAGCCAAUAAUUCCGUGAAACAUUUUGUGGUGAAUCAGAAAUCAAAUUUUCAAGAAGAUAAGACACAGCCAUUACCAGUAACUCCAGUUCUAAUCUUUCCUGUGAAAUAUGACGAAUCUUUCAAGCGAAUACAGGAUCAGCUUCUUCAUAUUUCUUCGUCAAACAAUGAUACGCAAUCUUCAAAUUCAGAACAUGUAGCAUUUACUAAAACUAAACAAAACGCUUUUAACAUAGCAAUUGGUAAUGAAGAUUCCGUACAAAGAAAAGAAAUUUCUUUAAAAGAUAAUUACGUAAUUGUGUCAGGUAAUCGCAUAAUGCCAAAAUCGUCUCUUAACAAAUCAUUAAUUCCAAUAACUGAAUUAUUUCGUGAAAACAUGGUUGGAAAUUCAACAUCUCAACUUUUGAAUGAUGAAAAUGCAUGCAACAGUGCAAAAGAGAACCGCGCUUUUAUGCAGAAUGUGUGUCAUCAAUCUGUGGAAAAGGAGUAUAUAAUACCUAAUUCUAAUGAUGAUUCAUCUAAGAACCAAAUCAUCGAUUUCAGAAAGCAAUCCAUUAAAAGUGAAGAUAAUUUUGAAGAUUAUUCCUCUUUUAAAAGACAAGGAGAAAAUAUAGCCAUUAAUUCAUCAUCUGGAAAAGAGAUGGCUCAAAUAUUAUAUGGAUCAUCAGCUAAUACUUCUUUUAGAAAUAAUAAUAUUUGUCACUCACCAAUGAUGGAAUCUAAGAAAACCAUGAAAAACUCUUUAUUAACUGAAUCAAAAUGCAUAACUGACAAAGAGAGUAAUGCAAAAGAUUGGAGAAGUUUGCAUCAAAAACAAAAUCAUGAUAAAAACAAAUCUUCAAGGACCAGAAAGCCAUGCGGUAUUGUGCCGGGAUUAAAUAUUGAAUAA